CAGUCAUUGGGAAGGGGCGAGGGAAGGGCAGCCACAGCCCUCCGCCGCCACUGGUGCCUCUGUGACAGUUGGGCUCCCCUGGUGGGUGGGCGGAGCCUGUGUGUGUUUGGGUGACAGUGAGCGUCAGCUCCUCUGGUCACACAGGAGACCGCAGCCAUGGCCUCACCGCUGGAGAAGCCGCAGAUCAUCGCCCACGUCCAGAAGUCGGUGAAUUACACGCUGUUUGACUGCAAGUGGAUCCCGUGCAGCGCCAAGUUCGUCUGCCUGGGCAACCUGGCCCGGGGCAGCGGCGUCAUGCAGGUCUACGAGAUCCAGCACGGGGAGGCCAAGCUCGUCCGGGAGAUCGAAAAGCCAAAGCCUCUGAAAUGUGGGACAUUCGGAGCCAGCUCCUUACAGCAGAGAUAUUUAGCCACUGGCGACUUUGGCGGAAAUCUAGAUGUAUGGAAUCUGGAAGCUGCUGCCAUGCCGGUGUAUUCUGUGAAAGGACACAAGGAAAUAAUUAACUGUAUUGAUGGUGUCGGAGGCAUAGGCAUCGGUGACGGCGCUCCGGAGAUUGUAACAGGAAGCCGUGAUGGCACUGUGAAAGUAUGGGACACAAGGCAAAAAGACACUCCUGUUGCUAAUAUGGAACCAGUAGAAGGCGAAAACAAAAGAGAUUGCUGGACAGUGGCCUUUGGUCAUGCUUACAAUCAACAGGAGCGCGUGGUUUGCGCCGGCUAUGAUAACGGAGACAUAAAGCUGUUUGACCUACGCAACAUGUCUCUCAAGUGGGAAACCAAUAUUAAAAAUGGGGUCUGCAGUUUGGAGUUUGAUAGAAAGGAUAUCAUUAUGAACAAGUUGGUUGCCACGUCCUUGGAAGGAAAAUUUCAUGUUUUUGACAUGAGGACCCAACAUCCUACCAAAGGUUUUGCAUCCGUGACAGAAAAGGCAAUCAAAUCUACCAUCUGGCAAGUCCGGCACCUGCCGCAGAACAGAGAUGUCUUUAUGACGACAGGAGGAGCCGGAAGUCUUCAUCUCUGGAAAUAUGAAUACCCAGCUCAGCGAUCACGGAAAGACGCAGACGGAGUUGAUAUGGGAGUAGCAGGAACAGUCAGCCUAUUGCAAAAUGUUACUCUGUCAACACAACCCAUCUCUAGCAUAGACUGGAGCCCAGACAAGAAAGGAUUGUGCGUUUCCACCUCGUUUGAUCAGACUGUCCGGGUGCUGAUCGUCACCAAGCUGAACAAACUUUGAUUUUAGGUUUCUACUAAACAGACAAUUAGAAUCCACCACCUAUGCAUUUCUCUGUUGAAGAGACCAACAAACUGGUAUAGGAACAAAAUCAUCCCGAGUUCAGAGCUGGAAGAAAUACAUUUAUGGCUAACAGAAUUAUACUGGUUACGCUGGCUGUAGCUGUUCACUGAGGUCUCGGGUAUUAUGUAAGGAAAGCAUGGAACCGGGUAAUAAUGUGGUCAGCUUAAUAACCACCUGUAACCCAGUCACCCGCUGUACCCCGCUCUGUGAACCAUAUUUUCCAAAAAAGUGUUUUUAUAAUAAACCAAAGACUAACAUACGGUAA
Pseudophryne corroboree (corroboree frog) is the source of this 1558-nucleotide messenger RNA. It is a transcript of the gene DNAAF10, whose product is annotated as dynein axonemal assembly factor 10. Lineage: Eukaryota; Metazoa; Chordata; Amphibia; Anura; Myobatrachidae. Gene Ontology annotation, molecular function: ubiquitin binding. The transcript has 8 exons. The coding region runs from base 157 to 1233 and encodes 358 amino acids. The record is from RefSeq and is a predicted model, not a curated record.